UCCCGCCUUUCGCUUCUCAAAUCCCUCUCCUCCGUCUCUUGUCUUGUCCCUGUCCUUUGAUCCAAGGUGUGCCACUCACAUAUUCAACAUCCAAUUGGAGCCCUCAAGUCACAUCACUCCUGAUCAACCGACAGAUCAAGGAAAUCUAGGUCCCUCCCACCUACCAAUCUGUCAUCUCGCAUUCUUAACUCCGCAAAGGAGGGCGAAGAAAAGCGCCGGGGGAUCGCACCCGCUUGGGAGGAUGUGCCCUUCUCGAACCGGACUGCCCGUUGGUUGCUCCUCAAAUUGAUUCUUCUGCCCGUUUUGUCUUGGCUUCACAGCCCCCCCGCUCCGAUUACCGUUGCAUAAACGGGCGAGAUCCAGUGUCUUGAUCUGAUCAGAUCAUGUCACCUAUAGCAAGCGAUCCAUAUCACUACUUGAGCUGGCUUCUAACACAGCUGCGUGUUUCGACCGUCUUGUUCUCCUCUUCCUCGUCUCACCGGCCCACUGGUCAUUCGUGAACCAAUCUUCUGGCUGUACAACAUGGUGUACUGUGGCAAGCCUUCCAAGGGCUGUUCCAGCUGCCGCGAACGAAAGAUCAGGUGUGACCAAAAGGAGCCCGGCUGCGGCCAGUGUGAGAAGCGUCAGCAAGAAUGUCCCGGCUAUCGAAACAUCGUCGACCUGAUGUUCCGGGACGAGAGCUCCCAUGUCAUCAAGAAAGCCGCCAAAACAAAAGCCCGAGGCCGCUUGAAGAACCCGCAGGCUUCCAGUACAGCCCCGGACGCCGAGCCGUCUGAUAAGCCACCGGCCGGCGCCAGCACCGACCCUAAGAGCUCCGAUCCGAGCCCCAGACCAGCCGUCAAACCUGGUGCGCGUCGCCACCAUCCACCUCGCCCUCUGGCCGUGGUGACUCGGAACGUUACCUUUAGGCACCGACCACGCCAGGCUCGAUGGGCCUCCUCUUCCUCCGAAAGCGACGGAGACGACGACAGCCUGUUGCCCUCCCCCGCGGAGGAGACCUGGCCAACGACGCAGCAAGCAACGCUCUUAUAUUCGCUGUCACCGUCAUAUCAAGAACGCGGCACGGCCUUCUUCUUCUCCCGCUAUGUCUCCGUCGACGAGAACGCUUGCCACCAGAACUUCGACUUCAUCUUCGACGUCUGGCGUCCGGCCAGCAUGUUGCCUGAGCGACAGGUAGAUGGGGUAUUGGCGAGCAUGACGGCUGUCGGGUUGGCCGGCCUGUCCCAUCUCACCAUGUGCCCCAAGAUGAUGGACUGGUCGCGCAGGAGCUACGGCACCGCUUUACAAAUGACCAACGAUGCUUUGAGGAACCCUGCCGAGGCGGUCAAGGACACAACCAUGAUGUCCAUCCUCAUCUUAGGCACGUACGAGAUGCUCAGUGGCCGCAGCAACCAGACGGUUAGGGCAUGGCAAAACCACAUCAACGGCGCAUCUGCCCUGGCGAAGAUGCGCGGCCUCAAGCAGUUCAUGACACGAGCGGGAGCUCGCAUGUUUGUGAUGCUCACGCAGAUCGUCCUCAUCAACUGCAUGCAGAAAGAUAUGCCCAUGCCGCAGCCCCUGAUCGAGCUACGAAACCAGCUGGGUAUGUUGUCGGGUGGGAUGGAUCCCAACUGGCGACUGUCGGGCCCUAUUUACAAGGUCAUGCAGUUGCGAUACGACAUCAACAGCGGACUACUCGGCCAGCCGGCUGAUAUUAUAAAGCAGCUGACAAAGGUCGACCAAGAAUUUGCCGACGUCAUUGCCGAGCUUCCAGAGUACUGGAAGUACCGACCCGUGAGGCUCUCGACACCCCACCCAGCCGUUUUCGAUGGUCACCGUUGUGACGUGUAUCCGACUCUGGGUCUAGCCUCAACGUGGAACGGCGUCCGAUCCAUCAGAAUGAUGGUGCACGAGACCAUAAUCGGGGAGAUCAUUAAGUGCUUCCCCGACCGCCACAUAAUGGACUGGCCGUAUGAAGCGAAAUUGCAGCUGGCAAAGUCUGUCGAGUUGUUGGAGAGAUUACGAGACACAGUGAUAGCGAGUGUUCCUCAGCAUUUUGGCCUUGUCGACUUCAAAGACGCCAUUUCGGAAAGCGGCGCUUCGGCAACAGCUGUCAUCACGCCGAAGAAGGCGCCGGUCCGUAUCGUAUCAUCUCCGGCAACGUUCACAUCGUCUCCUUCGCCCUCGUCUGCAGACGGCUCGACACGACGCCCGGUUGUUUUCAACGGUCCGACCUUGCACGAUCCGGCCCAUAUGAAAGGUCGCAGUGACAAUGCUGAGCGUUUCAUGACACUCGCUUCUGCAAGCAACACCAUUGUAUGGCCGUUGUACUUGGUGGGCGUAUCGUCGUGCGGCACGGAGGAGGUCAAGAAGUAUGUCGUCGAACGGUUGCAAGCAAUCCUCGAGGAGUCGGGACUGCUGCAAGCCCGCGGCGUAGCACUCAUGGUGCGGGACAAGGAGGUGUGCGUCCCGUGGUCCGAUGUGUACUGGGAUCGAAUGCCACAGACGCACAUCCCACCCGACUUGCUUUUAUGAGGUCUUCUGAAGCGCCCAUGUAAAGCGAACCCGGGGGUGAUAAAUUGUCGUCUGCAUGCAGCAGUCAACGUUUCGCCUUGGGACUGUCCUGCCUGUGGCGACCUUUGGAACUGUACGAUAAAACUGUAGGGGGUAUCAUUCAUUUUAUUCCAAAUUUGGACUCGUGAUCUUGGGACAAUCGGUUCCAAGCCGCGGCCGCGA
Molecule: messenger RNA, 2715 nt
Organism: Colletotrichum destructivum
Lineage: Eukaryota; Fungi; Ascomycota; Sordariomycetes; Glomerellales; Glomerellaceae
Product: Putative zn(2)Cys(6) fungal-type DNA-binding domain, fungal transcription factor
Exons: 2
Coding region: 523-2514 (663 amino acids)
Biological process (GO): regulation of DNA-templated transcription
Molecular function (GO): zinc ion binding; DNA-binding transcription factor activity, RNA polymerase II-specific
Source: RefSeq, a predicted model, not a curated record